AUGUAUCAUGAGCGCCACGAAUCCUCUGGGGAAUCUGGGGGAGACCGCCGGUGGAGUUGGUGGUCUGCCAGGGACGGUUUCUGCUACCGCGGAGAGCAGUAUGUACUAGUAACCUCCGACCAGAGGGUCAUCGUUGAUAGUAUGGAGGAGAAGGAUGAUUAUGAUGAUGGUGGAGAGAAAGAUGAUGAUGGCGAGAGGCGAGAGACGAGCCUCGUAGAAGGGCGAAUAGCCAGCACCAUAAGCGAGGAAGCCGCGAUAGUACGCGAAUCCGCAGCCGGAGUAGAAGAUACACCCAAAGCCUUCUAA
Messenger RNA from Venustampulla echinocandica, 306 nucleotides. RefSeq lists its product as uncharacterized. The transcript has a single exon. Lineage: Eukaryota; Fungi; Ascomycota; Leotiomycetes; Helotiales; Pleuroascaceae. The record is from RefSeq and is a predicted model, not a curated record. Bases 1 to 306 code for a protein of 101 amino acids.